GUCCCCGUGCCCCCGAAACUAAAUUAUCCCACAAUUGAUAAUUGAGCGGAAUUGAAUUGAAUCACAGCCGCACAGUCACAGAGUCACCCGAAUCUCGGCGCCCGGUGCCGCACAUGGACUCAGUGAGCCGCCGACGCACCUAAGAGUCGGGCACAUAUCGCAUCCAGCCUCCGUUUCCGACAGUAGUUAGUCGCCAACAUGCAGAACAUCGAACAAAUUCUUGCCGAGCUGCAGCGCUUCGCGUGGCCGGACUAUGUGGCCUUCGUGGCCAUGUUCCUGCUCUGCAUCGGCAUUGGGAUAUAUUUCGGUUUUAUGAACAAGUCUGUCUCCGAGGAUGAUUACAUGCUGGGCGGCCGGAAAAUGCUGGUUAUACCCAUCGCCUUCUCGCUGGUGGCUAGCUUUAUAUCGGGAAUCACGCUGCUCGGGCUGCCCACGGAAGUUUACUCUUAUGGCGUUCAGUAUCUGUAUGUAGCCUGCGGCGUCAUCGGAAUGGGCGUGGUCAUGGGAGUCUUCUAUCUGCCCGUCUUCCACGACCUAAACAUCACAUCUACCUACGAGUACCUGGAAGUUCGUUUCGAUCGCAGGCUCCGCCUCUACGGUUCCAUUAUGUUUGCGGUCAUGAAUGUUGCCUACUUGCCCAUCGUGAUCUAUGUGCCUGCCCUGGCCUUCAACCAGGUUACUGGAAUCGGGGUACACACCAUUACACCGAUUGUGUGCAUCAUUUGCGUCUUCUACACGAGCUUGGGCGGCCUAAAGGCUGUGGUGUGGACAGACGUAGUCCAGGCGGUGUCCAUGCUGGGCGCCCUCUGCCUCGUCGCUAUCAAGGGUACUCGAGAUAUCGGUGGACCAGGAGUGGUGCUGGAACGAGCGUGGAACACGGACCGCCUGGAGGCGCCAGACCUUAGUAUCGAUCCCACCGUGCGUCACACGUUCUGGUGUCUGUUUCUGGGCGGGAUCGUCUACUGGACGCAAACGAACGCCGUCUCCCAGAACAUGAUCCAGCGUUACCUGUCGCUUCCUACCCUAGGGGACGCCCGGAAGGCGCUUUGCAUAUUCUGCGCCGGCGUGCUUAUCCUGAUGGCGCUCUGUGGAUACAACGGACUUCUUAUUUAUGCCACCUACCAGAACUGUGAUCCCCUCACCACCAAACUGGCCAAGGCUCGAGACCAGCUCCUGCCGCUCUUUGUGAUGGAGACCUUGGGUGAACUGCCCGGCAUGACUGGUCUAUUUAUAGCCGGGGUGUUCAGUGCCGCACUGAGCUCCCUGUCCACCUGCCUCAACUCCAUGUCGGCCGUGGUCCUUGAGGAUUUCGUCAAGCCGUACGUGAAGAAGCCGCUGACCACCACAGCAAUUAACUGGAUCAUGCGCCUGGUGGUCGUCGGAGUGGGUGCCCUGUGCGUGUGCCUGGUCUACGUGGUCGAACACAUGGGCACUGUUCUCCAGCUAACCAUGAGCCUGGAGGCUAUCACCAAUGGUCCCCUAUUUGGCAUCUUCACCAUCGGUCUAUUUAUGCCCUGGAUCAAUGGAAAUAGCGCCUUGCUAGGUGGAAUAAUGGGUGUGAUAGGCAUGUCCUGGGUGAGCCUUAAUGCCCAGUGGGCCAUAGCCUCUGGCGCCAUCAAUUACAACACGAAGGCACUCAACGUGGAGCAGUGUGACUAUAGCUUUAAUGUGACCACCAGUCUGGUGAAAAGCUCAAGUCAUUUGGUUGCAUCCGCAGAGGAUAUCUUUCCCCUGUACCGCAUCUCGUACAUGUGGUACACCACCUUCGGAGCAUCGAUCACCAUUGUCGUAGCACUCCUUGGUACCCUGAUUUUUGGAAAAAAUAAUCCCAACAAAGUGGAUCCCGUUCUGCUCACACCCUGCAUACGAAAGUUCUUUAGCUUUGGCUCCGAGGAACGCAUGGAUGCCUAUAAGCCCGACAUUCCGCUACAGCACAAACUCCGACCAGACGAGGUGGCUCUGUGAUUCCACAAAGUGAGCUACGCUUAGACCUCAAGCUGAGGAGGCUUUCUAUAUGUUUAGCCAAAUGAUUUCGAUCCAUAUAAGGAUAAUAAAUAUAUUAUAUGUUUUACAA
Messenger RNA from Drosophila kikkawai, 2074 nucleotides. RefSeq names its product brother of rumpel (gene bumpel). Gene Ontology annotation, biological process: transmembrane transport; sodium ion transport. Gene Ontology annotation, molecular function: symporter activity. Gene Ontology annotation, cellular component: membrane. The record is from RefSeq and is a predicted model, not a curated record. Lineage: Eukaryota; Metazoa; Arthropoda; Insecta; Diptera; Drosophilidae.